Molecule: messenger RNA, 2399 nt
Organism: Tachysurus fulvidraco (yellow catfish)
Lineage: Eukaryota; Metazoa; Chordata; Actinopteri; Siluriformes; Bagridae
Gene: cimip5
Product: chromosome 4 C2orf50 homolog
Exons: 4
Coding region: 439-912 (157 amino acids)
Source: RefSeq, a predicted model, not a curated record
UUGUUCCCUUCCUGACCGGAUGUUUCACUUGGUCGUGAAUGAGCAAAGCUUUUGAGCGCGAGGAUCCUGCAGCGGCCCGCGGUCUCCGGGGGCAACCAAGCAACAUAGGAGUCGGUUCGGAAUCUGCUUGCAAAUGUCGGGGGGGGAAAAGGAGUCGCCUCCGAGAAUCGAUUCCGUACAAUAGAUUAUAAAGACACCGAAGCAGAAUCGACUGAAGGAGAAUCGAUUCUCUGCCUCAGCGAAUCGACUCGCAGUGCUAGCAGAAGGUGAUCGGAUGUGAGGGGACGCGCGUGGAGAUUUCCGCACUGUCAUGACAACCGUCGCGCAGUGUUACUUACACAACAGCACGGGAUGACGUGUACAACAAUUCCUGAAAUUGUCCGCGUUUGCGUGCAGUUCAGUUUCCUAUCUUAGUCGAAAGCUUGUGCACUUUGAAGGAUGGACCGCAAAGUCAGCAUCAGACGCGCCACGUCGGCCGGUUACCGCUUACCGGAGCGCACGAGCGUCCCUCUGGCCUCUCAGUCCACGGUGUCCGUGAGAAAACCACCGCGGAGCGCGCCGAGGAACACGAGCGAGACGCCGGCGUGGCGGGACCCGGACAGCCUAGACCCGGUGAAGCAGGACCGGGUGUGGAGAGAGCUGGUGCGCGUGGAGACAGACAAGGUUAAAGAAUGGGAAAAGAACUGGAGUUUUCUGAAAGACUUUGAUCAGCUGGGUCGACCCAGGACAGAGGAGCCGCUCCCCAGCUCCGUCUCUCUGUACUCUGACACACUGCCCAACACCAGCAACCAGAUAUUCGGCAGUCGCAUGUGCACUGAACUUGGUAAAGAGCUGAUGCGAAUGGACAAGCUGCUAAUGCUAACUGUGACGCACCAAAAGACCAAAGCGAGUCCUGAAAUGCAGCCCUGCUGACACCAGGUCUCCGUCCAACCCCGAGGUCUGAGCAGCACAGAGACACACGUGUUUGUAGUUUUUACAAUUUACCAACAUAACAAGUUUAAUUAGUAAAACUGAUGGAUUGAUGAAGAAGAUGCAAAGAAGAUGAAGAUUUUUUACUUCUCUACCUGCUGGUCAGCUGUUUUACUGUUUAGAUUUUACACAUUAUAGUUUCAUUUAUUUCUACACUGGCAGAACCUCGUCCUCUUCUACACUAGCAGAACCUCGUCCUCUUCUACACUAGCAGAACCUCGUCCUCUUCUACACUAGCAGCACCUCGUCCUCUUCUACACCAACAGAGCCCUGAUAGUGCUUUACAAAGCUACAAUAAUAGGCGCUACAUGUAAGCUUGAGAUUAGUUUACUAAUAUUUAUACAGUUUAUUUAUGAACAGAAAGUAGCUGAUGUCGUAAUCACGUCUUGCAGAUGUAGUGAACCCGCUGCUAUGGUUAUGUUCAGUAGGAAAGCAGCAGGACUCCACAGUUACAGCUGGAAUUAUCAGUAUAAUGUAAAUGUAGAUGCAUGUAAAUGUAACAGAAAUAUAUUUCUCAUAUAUCAGUCGAUCAAGUCAAGUAGCUAAUGCUAACGUAUAUUUUAUAAAAAGUGCAUAAAAUAUAUAAGUGAAACAUUUACCAAAACAUUUCCUGUUUCUUAACAAUGUGCCAGAAUUGUGGCCAUUCUGUAUAGCCUGUGUUUUAGCUCCUCUAUUCAACAGGCUUUUCCCUAUUUAGUACCCUUUAGUACACCUAAACACAGCAGCAGUGGAGCAGGAGCUAAAGUCGUCCUUGUGAGUCAAAUUCCUGCAAUGGAAAUGCACAGAAAAUUCCUGACAAUCUUCUGCUUCCUUGUGUUCUAAUGAUGAGCAGCGAUGCAUGUAGAUAUCGCGUGCUUCUGUCUUUCUGUAAGAUCACAUUUACUUUCAUUUUUUGGCUUCUUAUAUAAAUAAGUAAAAUAUAGAAGUUCUUGUAUCGGAUUUACAUCAUUGUGUACAAGAGAAAACUCACACAGUGAAAAAACAGGGAUUUUAAUUUUGUAUUGUUUGACUUUUCCACCUGCUUUCUCACCGUCACUGUUAACAGGUUAAACCUUGUUUUUUAUUUUGUUCCUCCGAAUGCUGUCGAGUGUGUGGGAGUUUCUUAUCAGCAGCUUUCAGAUAGAAGGAGAACGUGGGUGACGGAGGUGGGAUCACACGGAGCGUCUGGCAUGUUCACGUCUAACGUCUUCCAGUAAAAUGCUUCUGAUGCCUCCUCUGAUUUUGCCUUGACUCAUCGCCCACUGACUCACAUCUCUGUGGAAAACAGGUGCACUGAGGAUUAAAACCCACGCUCAAAUCUGCUUUUGUUUUAAUUCUAUACGACAAUCAUCAAAGAUGUAGAGCUGUUUCUGUAAAAUUAGGAUGGAGGUGCUUUCUAAUUCUCUGCCAAAUCUCAAUAAAGAAUCUGACGAAAGUUUUUUGUGCCGUUA